AUGGUUAAAGAAACCAAGUUCUACGACAUUCUCGGCGUCUCGCCCGACGCCGACGAGUCCAAGCUCAAGACCGCAUACCGCAAAGGCGCCCUGAAGCACCACCCCGACAAGAACGCCCACGACCCAGCCGCGGCUGAGAAGUUCAAGGAGAUCUCACAUGCAUACGAAACCCUAUCAGACCCACAGAAGCGCCAGCUCUACGAUCAGUAUGGAGAGGAGGGACUCGAGCAGGGUGGAAUGGGCGGUGGUGGCAUGGCCGCCGAGGACCUGUUCGCACAGUUCUUCGGCGGCGGCGGCGGAGGUGGCUUCGGAGGCAUGUUCGGUGGUGGCAUGAGGGAUACAGGCCCAAAGAAGGCGCGAACGAUCCACCAUGUGCAUAAGGUCUCGCUGGAGGACAUCUACCGCGGCAAGGUCUCCAAGCUCGCCCUCCAGAAGUCCGUCAUCUGCCCCAAGUGUGAAGGUCGAGGAGGCAAGGAAGGCGCUGUCAAGACUUGCGCCGGCUGCAAUGGCCAGGGUAUGAAGACCAUGAUGCGCCAGAUGGGUCCCAUGAUCCAGCGAUUCCAGACUGUCUGCCCCGACUGCAACGGUGAGGGCGAGUCCAUCCGUGAGAAGGACAAGUGCAAGCAGUGCAACGGCAAGAAGACCACCAUUGAGCGGAAGGUCCUACACGUUCACGUCGACCGUGGUGUGCAGAACGGUACCAAGAUCGACUUUAGAGGAGAGGGUGAUCAGAUGCCGGGCGUGCAGCCAGGUGACGUCCAGUUCGAGAUUGAGCAGAAGCCUCACCCACGCUUCCAGCGCAAGGGCGACGACCUCUUCUACCAUGCCGAAAUCGAUCUCCUGACUGCUCUGGCCGGCGGCGCGAUCUACAUCGAGCAUCUCGACGAGCGAUGGUUGACUGUUGAGGUUCUGCCAGGCGAGGUCAUCUCUCCAGGUGAGUAAAAUGCCAUCUCUCUGAACAAGCAUGCAGUUGCUGACAUUUCUUCCAGGCGAGAUCAAGGUCAUUCGCGGACAAGGUAUGCCCUCGUACCGACACCACGACUUCGGCAAUCUUUACGUCCAGUUCGACGUCAAGUUCCCCGAGCGGAUCUCCGGCCCACCAGACGAGAACGGCUACCCGACCACUAUGACAGAACAGCAGAUCAAGGCUUUGGAGUCUGUUCUUCCACCCCGCAUGCCACAGAAUAUCCCACCGCCAGACGCCAUGACCGAGGACUACACGCUCGAGAAGGUGGACCCUACGCGGGAGGGCCAGCGAGCACAAGGAGCGACGGACGAGGACGACGAGGAGAUGGGAGCCGGAGGCGAGCGCGUGCAAUGCGCAUCGCAGUAA
Messenger RNA from Lecanosticta acicola, 1333 nucleotides. NCBI's taxonomy places the organism in Eukaryota, Fungi, Ascomycota, Dothideomycetes, Mycosphaerellales, Mycosphaerellaceae. The record is from the annotation of a GenBank genome assembly.